UGCAAAAUAAAGAUGGCGAACGAGGAGGAAUCAGGAGGUUAUCGCUGGUUAAAUCAGUACGAAAGAACGUGGGAAGUUAUUCAAGAAGAUGCUGAAGGUUCUCUUCAAACAGUGGUGGAUGAAAUUUCACACAGGACCAAAAGAAGGAGAGUUAUGGGAAGAAGUGGUAACAUUCGACUUGGGAUGAUGAGGCACUUGUUUAUCAUUGUGGAUAUGUCCAGAGCAAUGGAAGAAGCAGAUUUAAAACCUUCACGCCUUGCAUGUUCUGUCAAGCUCUUGGAAACUUUUGUCACUGAGUACUUUGAUCAGAAUCCUAUUUCACAGAUUGGAAUUAUUGUGACCAGAAACAAGAGAGCUGAGAAACUCACAGAACUGAGUGGUAAUCCACAAGUUCACAUUGGCACUCUCCAAAAAGCUGCUGCUAAACCUUGCCAAGGAGAACCAUCACUGCAGAAUGCCAUGGAAUCUGCUGUUCAGUCGCUGAGACAUAUGCCUGGCCAUGCCAGUCGUGAAAUACUUAUUCUGUUUGGAAGCCUUACAUCAUGUGACCCAGGAGAUGUCUUGGAGACUGUUCAUACUCUUCAGCAACAAAAUAUAAGGUGUUCUAUCAUAGGCUUGGCUGCGGAAGUACGUGUUUGUAGAACAGUUUGUGCUGAAACACAAGGGAGUUAUGGUGUUAUUCUGGAUGAGAGACAUUACCGUGAAUUAUUAAUGCAGCAUGUUACACCACCUGUGGCUAAGACUGAUACAGAAGCUGCUUUGAUUCGAAUGGGUUUCCCUCAGCAUCUUUCGAGCGGACCACCAUCCUUGUGCAUGUGUCAUUUGGAUAGUAAUGGUGUUAAAGGACUUAGCACAUCAGGAUACUUCUGUCCGCAGUGUAAGAGCAAGUACUGUGACCUGCCCGUAGAGUGCAAAGUUUGUGGUCUAACGCUUGUGUCUGCUCCUCAUUUGGCUCGUUCGUAUCAGCACUUAUUCCCGCUUCCUCAGUUCACUGAAACAGAUUUGUCAACUCCUAUGGAUGGACAAAGCUUACCCAGACACAAUUAUUGCUUCGCCUGCCAAAGAGCGUUUACAGAACAAACGAUAUAUUCUUGCCCUCAAUGUGCACAGUUCUUUUGCAUGGAAUGCGACAUCUUUAUCCACGACUCCCUCCACAGCUGUCCCGGGUGUACUGCCUCCCCACAAGGGGAGGGUUAGAGUUAAAUUUAUUUGCAAAGAGAAUAUGAAACAUAACCGCAAUGAAUAAACAAACAAAACAUUCUGA
This is a messenger RNA of Pocillopora damicornis (cauliflower coral), 1264 nucleotides long. Its product is annotated as general transcription factor IIH subunit 2. Gene Ontology annotation, biological process: regulation of transcription by RNA polymerase II; nucleotide-excision repair; DNA-templated transcription. NCBI's taxonomy places the organism in Eukaryota, Metazoa, Cnidaria, Anthozoa, Scleractinia, Pocilloporidae. Gene Ontology annotation, cellular component: transcription factor TFIIH holo complex; transcription factor TFIIH core complex. Gene Ontology annotation, molecular function: zinc ion binding. The record is from RefSeq and is a predicted model, not a curated record.